Molecule: messenger RNA, 5046 nt
Organism: Leguminivora glycinivorella
Lineage: Eukaryota; Metazoa; Arthropoda; Insecta; Lepidoptera; Tortricidae
Gene: Tusp
Product: tubby-related protein 4
Exons: 16
Coding region: 93-3986 (1297 amino acids)
Molecular function (GO): protein binding
Source: RefSeq, a predicted model, not a curated record
CACACUAAAAUGAGCAAAAUAAACUUAAUUAUAUUACAAACACAAAACUGUUUGAACUCUUAGUGAUUGUUAUUAAGUGUUAAUUAUAAAUAAUGCAUCUCCAUUUCGAGAGGAACGUGAACGCUAAGUGUGACUGCACCAUACUAUCUUUAUCAUGGAUGGGGAAGGUUCCUGACGAGCUGCCCGAGGAGGAAGGAUGGAAACUGAACCGCAACAACUACUACCAAGAAGGCUGGCUGGCGACGGGCAACGUGCGUGGCGUCGUCGGCGUGACGUUCACGUCGUCGCACGCGCGACGCCCCCACGAGCUGCCUCAGCGCACCAACUACAACCUGCGUGGGCACAGAUCUGAUGUGAUCCUAGUGAAAUGGAACGAGCCCUACCAGAAGCUAGCGUCAUGCGACAGUUCUGGCGUGAUCUUCGUCUGGAUCAAGUACGAAGGCCGAUGGAGUAUAGAGCUGAUCAACGACAGGAGCACACCCGUCACACACUUCUCCUGGUCGCAUGACGGCCGUAUGGCGCUCAUCUGUUACCAGGACGGCUUCGUGCUCGUGGGUUCUGUGGCGGGCCAGCGCUACUGGUCAUCUAUGCUGUCUCUGGACGCCCGGAUCACCUGCGGCUGCUGGACGCCGGACGACGGGCAGGUGUACCUCGGGACGGCGUCCGCGCAGCUGGUCGUCAUGGACGUGCACGGCGCUAUGGUGUCGCAGGUCCAGCUAGUGACAUACCACCCCAACGAGGGGGGUAUACUGUCGAUGGCGUGGUCGUGCGAGAAAUUCAAGAUGGAGGAGGGGGAGGAGGGGGGAGAAAAUAGCGGCGGACACGUGCUGGCGGUCGCUUUGGGCAACGGCGAUAUAGUGUUGCUCAGCGGGCACGAGGACGUGUUCCCAAAACGCGUGCGCACAGGCAUGCGCGGGCCUACUGUCGCCAUGGAGUGGGCGAACUCUCGCGAACUCCUCGCUGUGGCUGGGACCCUUCUGCCCGAGGGGUCGGAGCCCCCGGACGCGCCGCCCUACAAGAACGUGGUGAAGUUCUUCUCCGACACCGGCGCUCUCAUCUACACUGUACCCAUCCCUUAUACUCAGGCUCGCGUGACGGCGCUGACAUGGGGCCACGCGGCGCGCCGACUUUUUGUCGGCGUCGGCGGCGCGGUGUGCACGGCGCGAGUGUGGCGCGUCGUCGCGCCGCUACAGCUUCUCGCACGCGUGCGGGCGGCGCAGGCGUUGCGAGACCCGCGAGCCGCCGCUCGCUUGCCGAUCCCGCCGCGGCUGCAGCCUGCGCUGGCUAACCUGUUCGCGCAUACUAUACGGUGCAACGUGCCGGAACCCCUCGAGCUGCGUCGCUUCGUCUCCCGGCCGCCAGGGGGCGCCAACAGCGGCAGCGGCACCCGACUGCACUGCACCAUGUUGAGGCAUGAUGAUGAGGAAGCCGGCUACACCCUGUAUCUUGAACAUCUGGGGGGAUUGGUGCCUCUGCUAAAGGGGAGGCGGACGAGUAAGAUUAGGCCGGAGUUUGUCAUCUUUGAUCCUCAAGGCGAAGAGAGCGUGAUUCGCAACGCGUGCGUCCGUGAGAGCAGCAGUAGCAGCAGCGGUGCUGGCAGCUCGUCUAGCAGCGCCGGCAGCGGAGCUGGCCGCGCCUCGCCGAUGAAACACUCGGACUCCUCCGACAGUGACCGAGAAGAAGGUACAAUGUUCAUACUACAGAGGGCAUCCGCAACGCCUGUGUGCGUGAGAGCAACAGAAAUAGAAAUAAGCUGUAGCGGGUCGCCGCGCAUGCAGCGGCGGCGGCGCGCGCGCACGCGGCGCAAGCUGCGCGCCGAGCGAGACGACGCGGCCGACGACCUCGCCUACAUCGACUCGCUGCCCGAGGACGUACGAUUAGUAGAAGUAACCUCUAACAUCUGGGGCACCAAGUUCAAGAUGCACGGGCUCGUGAAGAACGUGCCGGCCAACCUCGGGCAGGUGACGUACAAGACGUCGCUGCUGCACCUGCAGCCGCGCCAGAUGACGCUCACCAUCGCCGAGCUGCGCGACGACCAGGCGCCCGCGCCCGACCCCAACUUCAACCCCAACAUCUUCUCCGAGGACGAGGAGGACGUGUUCCCCGACCGGCGCAGCGCGCGCGCCGACCGCGCCAACUCCAACGUGCCCGGCGCCAAGCCCGCGCCCGACCUCGCCAACCACAACAACAACGCGCACGCGUCGCUCGCGCGCGCCGAGUCCUACGACGAGUUCCCGUACAUCGACACCGCCGAGCCCGCGCCGCUGCGCCGCGUGGCCACGCCGCCCGUGCCCAGCCGCCACGCCAUCUCGCCGCUGCGCUGUGAGGGCUCCGUGCCCACGCUGCAGUCCCCCAAGAACGCCGUCGCGCCCACCGACAUCAUCUUCGAGCGGCCCUCCCCGCAGGCCGUCUCCUGCGGCGGCCGCGGCGACUUCUGCGGCGGCCGCGCCGACUACGCCGUCCGCGGCGACAACGUCUCCUUGAAGGGAAACCUGUCCAACAUAGACCAGCAGUUCAGCCUCAAUCUCAGCUUACAGCAACCCGGCCGGCAGGUCACGAUACAGAAAUGCGACAGCCACGUCACCGACAACUGCCUCUCGAAACUCCGCAAAAACAUCUGCGCGCGCGGCGAGUCCGCCUCCUACGAGAUGAACACGAGGAUACUCAAAUCCCUCUGCAACAAGAACUACGAGCACGAGGUCCACCCGGACGCGAUGGGCAGACGGGACACGCUCAGGAGUCUCCAGAAGGGCGAGGACUUGAAGUUCAUCGACGAGGAGACGCCGGUGGAGCCGAGCGGCGCGGGCUCGCGCGUGCAGCGCACCACGACCGUCGUGCCGAUCAGCCCCGUGUGCGGCAGCGUGCCCGUGUACGACACGAUGACGCGCAGCUGCAGCGUCGGCUACCUCGACAUGGUGGACCCGGCCGUGCUGCACUCGCGCGUGUCGGUGGCGGCGCUGCGCGAGCCGCCGCGCCGCCUCGUGCUCGUCGGCGACUCGGGCCGCCGCCGCCGCCGCCGCCGCGAGCGCCACCACGACGCCAACAAGCCGACUCUGAAGAAGUGCGGCAAAUCGAGGAGCCUCGACUCGAGCGAGCUGUCGCUGGAGAAGAAGCAGACUCGGCAGUCGCGGCUGGACACGCUGGAGCCGCUCGCGGCGGCGAGCCCGGAGCGCGGCGCGACGCGGCGGCGCGACUACCCGGUGUGCACGGCGUGCCGGCUGGUGUCGCCGUACGACCGGCGCGACGUGGACGCGGCCACGUACGUGUGCGUGGCGUGCUCGCCGCCCGCGCCCGUGCCGCCCGCGCCCGUGCCGCCCGAGCCGCGCGUGACCAACACCGACAGCGACUCCGACUACAGCAAGUAUUAUAGUUCGCUGGAGCAGCUAGCGCUGCGGCUGUUGGCGUCCCGCUCGCGCAGCUCGCGCGAGAGAGAGAGCAGCUCGGCGCCCGCGUCGCCCCGCCCCGCGCGCUCCACCCCCGCGUCGCCCGCGCCCGCGCCGCGCCGCACCAGAUACUCCUCCGCCUCGCCUAUUAGACAACUUCUAAAUUCGCCACUCCUGUCGCGGCGGCGUAAGAAGCCGUCAGAGAGCUCUGACGACGAGAACUCAGGCUACAGCGAGGUCAACGGCCGCAACUACCGCGACCUCGAGAGCUUCCAGAAGGCUCAGCUUAGGAACAAGUUAAAACGCGCCGGCGGCACGGCGGCAGCAGCGUCUGAACCCCCACGCCCCGGGCCCAGGAGGCAGCUGGUCAUGCACAACAAGGCGCCCAUGUGGAACGAGAACAGCCAGGUCUACCAACUCGACUUCGGCGGCCGCGUCACCCAGGAGUCGGCCAAGAACUUCCAGAUCGAGUACCACGGGAAACAGGUGAUGCAGUUCGGGAGAAUCGACGGCAACGCGUACACGCUCGACUUCCAGUACCCGUUCUCAGCGCUGCAGGCCUUCGCUGUGGCCCUCGCCAACGUCACGCAGCGCCUCAAGUGAACGACAUGCCACUGCUAAUCCUAGCGUACGGUCACCAGUCCUCGCGAGGUCGUAGUCAUCUUGUUAUGCCAUGGAACUACCCGUUCUCAGCGCUGCAGGCCUUCGCUAUAGCCCUCGUCGAUGUCAGGCAGCGCCUCAAGUAAACGACAUGCCACUGCUAACGCUAUGGUCACCAGUCCUUGCGACAUCGUCGUAGUCAUCUUAUCAUGCCAUGGAACUACCCAUUCUCAGCGCUGCAAGCCUUCGCCGUGGCCCUCGCUAACGUCACGCAGCGCCUCAAGUGAACGACAUGCCACUGCCAUUGCCAGCGUACGGUCACCAGUCCUCGCGACGUCGUCAUAAUCAUCUUAUUGAGCCAUCCGUUCUCAGCGCUGUAGGCCUUCGCCUCAAGUGAACAACACAAUGAUAUUAAUGCUAUCGCUACGGUCACCCCUGGCUACGUCAUCUAACAAUAAGCCAUCAUGUUAGGUACCUAUUCCAUUGGGCCUGACAAAGUAGUAAAUCGUAAUAUAAUUUAUAGGAUUUGGGAAGUUUUGCAAUACGCAAAGACAGUUGAAGAUGCUUUUAUAUGCGUGAAUUUACAAAAUACCCAUAUUUUUAUGCUGCAAACUUCAUUGGGUACUUCAAACCGAACGUAAUUUUUUGAUCGGUCACAAUCAUUCUUUGAGUCUCUGGCAUGCAUAUAAAGUUAUAAGAGAUGAUCGGUAAUGGACUAUAAGUGUGAUCUCCAAGUAGAAAAUAUGAAUUUUGGCGCUAUAUUUACAAAUUUUCCGCCAAAUACCUUUAAGUCAGUAUUCAGUGUGUUUUCUUAGUUAACACUGGAUAUCGAAUAAGUGAAAGUAUGGUCGUGACUUGCUAACUAUGCUGCUUUAUAUCAAUCUCAACAAUGUAAAGUUCCGUACAGUACUAGGAUCCUUAAGAUGAAAUUUUUGGUGAAAACGUCCGUAUUGUAUUUGAAGAAUAAGGACCCUUUUGUGUUCGAAAGACAUAAAUGUGCCAUAACUAGCACUCUCUGUAGGCCUAGCACAUGAUUUCCGCGAGAGUAUGUCGCCGCAAGAUA